AUGUUUCAUCUAUGGCUUAAAAUUGUCAAAUUUUGCAUGUGCGUCGUAUAAAUAUUUUGUUUGUAAAUUUUAGAAAAAAUACAAAAAUUUAAUCAAAAACUCAAGAAAAUAUGAAAGUCAAAGUAAUUUGCCGAAAUCCAGAUGAAUAUUUGCGUGAAACAAAAACUGAUUUACACAAAGUUCCACGCAAUUAUGAUCCCUCCCAACAUCCACUCGAAUCUGUUCGAGAAUAUGUCCGCGCUCUAAAUGCCACCAAAUUAGACAAAGUAUUUGCCAAACCUUUUGUUGGCAAUCUAAGUGGCCAUCGUGAUGGUGUUUCCUGUUUUGGAAAGCACCCAAAUCGCCUUUCAACUUUGAUUAGUGGCGCCUACGACGGCGAAGUCCGUAUCUGGGAUUUAGCCAACAGAGCAAGUAUACGAAGCUUUGUUGCUCAUAGUGGUUUCGUUAGGGGAAUAGCUUUCUCUGUCGAUGGUUCAAAUCUUUUCACUGCCGGAGAUGACAAAACUGUUAAAAUGUGGCAUCUCGGCAAUGUGGAAGAUACAGAAAUCGAAGAACCAUCGAAUACUUUCAUGUCCCGAACCAUAAUCACUGGCAUCUCUCACAACAUCAAAGAAAGUGUCUUUGCAACUUGUGGUGAAGCAUGUACAAUUUGGGAUGUGAAUAGAAAUGAUCCCCUAAAGACUUUAAAAUGGGGCAAUGACAAUUUACACGCUAUUGCCUUUAAUCCGGUUGAGACAACUCUGCUGUCGGCUUGUGGAAGCGAUAGGAGUAUCAUUUUGUAUGAUAAGAGGGAAGCUCAACCCAUAAGGAAGCUUGUUCUCUCCAUGAGGAGUAACAAACUCUCUUGGAAUCCAAUGCAGGCCUUCAAUUUCACUGUUGCCAAUGAAGAUUGCAACUUAUACACAUUCGACACUCGCCAAUUGACUAAUCCCAUCAAAAUCCAUUAUGACCAUGUUUCUGCAGUCACCGAUGUUGACUACUCGCCAACAGGCAAGGAAUUUGUCACUGGAAGCUACGACAAGACAAUCCGAAUGUACGAUGUCCACAAGAGUCACUCCCGAGAAAUCUAUCACACCAAACGAAUGCAACGUAUUGCCUGCGUUGCCUGGAGUUUGGACAACAAAUACGUUUUCUCUGGAUCAGACGAGAUGAAUAUACGAAUGUGGAAGGCCAGAGCAUCGGAAAAGCUUGGUGUUGUCAGACCACGUGAACGAUCGAACUUUAAUUACCAGAAUACUUUGAAGGAGAAGUAUGCUGCCCAUCCACAAAUCAAACGAAUUGCCCGCCAUAGACAAGUACCCAAACAUGUCCUCAAUGCACAGAAGAAGAUGAAUGCAAUCAAGCAAAAGGAGAAAGAGAAGGAGGCAAAUAUUCGGGCACAUUCGAAGCCGGGUACGAAACCUUUUGUUGGAGAGAAGAAGAAAUUGAUUAUAAAAGAGGAUUAGUGUCAAGGAUGAGGGAGUUGUUUUAUAGAUUUGUAAAAGAAGAAAUAAAGUUUAUAAAAUUGAA
This is a messenger RNA of Episyrphus balteatus (marmalade hoverfly), 1509 nucleotides long. RefSeq names its product DDB1- and CUL4-associated factor 13. Gene Ontology annotation, molecular function: protein binding. The record is from RefSeq and is a predicted model, not a curated record. The transcript is spliced from 3 exons. The coding region runs from base 111 to 1445 and encodes 444 amino acids. Lineage: Eukaryota; Metazoa; Arthropoda; Insecta; Diptera; Syrphidae. Gene Ontology annotation, biological process: maturation of SSU-rRNA from tricistronic rRNA transcript (SSU-rRNA, 5.8S rRNA, LSU-rRNA). Gene Ontology annotation, cellular component: small-subunit processome; nucleolus.